Messenger RNA from Lemur catta (Ring-tailed lemur), 4626 nucleotides. It is a transcript of the gene ACOX3, whose product is annotated as acyl-CoA oxidase 3, pristanoyl. Gene Ontology annotation, molecular function: pristanoyl-CoA oxidase activity; FAD binding; fatty acid binding. NCBI's taxonomy places the organism in Eukaryota, Metazoa, Chordata, Mammalia, Primates, Lemuridae. The coding region runs from base 129 to 1883 and encodes 584 amino acids. Gene Ontology annotation, cellular component: peroxisome. The transcript is spliced from 15 exons. The record is from RefSeq and is a predicted model, not a curated record. Gene Ontology annotation, biological process: lipid homeostasis; fatty acid beta-oxidation using acyl-CoA oxidase.
GGGCGGAGGAGGGCGGAGGAGGCGCGGAGGCGCCGCGGUCAGCUGGUCCUCGCUCUGCCGGAAGCGGUCUCGGCUCGACAGACCUCCGCUGCUUUCCGCCGCGUGCGCCGGACGGUUGGUGACAAGCAAUGGUGCCCACUUUGGAAGGAAGCCCUGAUCCUCUGUUCCCAGAUUUCCCCAGAGGACCCCUCCACGCCUACCGAGCAAGAGCCUCCUUCAGCUGGAAGGAGCUGUCACUGUUCCUGGAAGGCGAGGACAUGCUCCGCUAUAAGAAAAGCAUCUUCUCAGCUUUGGAGAGCGAUCCUCUUUUUGCCCGUCCCCAUGGCGCCCAUCUGUCUUUGGAGAAGUACCGCGAGCUGAACUUCCUUCGCUGCAGGCGGAUCUUUGAGUACGACUUCCUCAGUGCGGAAGACGUGUUUAGGAGCCCUCUGAAAGUGCUGAUGUUCAGUAACUGCCUGGGAAUGUAUGACUGGUCCCUGGCUGCCAAAUACUUCCUCCACACCAUGGUUUUUGGAUCAGCAAUUUACAACUCUGGUUCUGAAAGACAUUUCGAAUAUAUUCAGAAGGUCUUCAGUAUGGAGAUUUUUGGAUGUUUUGCCCUGACCGAAGUAAGCCAUGGGAGCAAUACCAAGGCCAUUCGGACGACCGCUCACUACGACCCUGCCACGGAGGAAUUCAUCAUACAUUCCCCCGAUUUCGAAGCUGCCAAAUUUUGGGUGGGCAAUAUGGGCAAGACUGCUACUCACGCGGUGGUGUUCGCGCAGCUGUACGUGCCAGGGGGCCAGUGCCACGGGCUGCAUCCCUUUGUCGUGCAGAUUCGGGACCCAAAGACCCUCCUUCCCAUGCCAGGGGUGAUGGUUGGCGACAUGGGGAAGAAACUUGGGCAGAACGGACUGGAUAGCGGGUUCGCCAUGUUCCACCAGGUGCGUAUUCCCCGCCAGAACCUCCUGAACCGCAAUGGAGACGUCACUCCCGAUGGCACCUACCUCAGCCCCUUCAAGGACGUCAGAGAGCGCUUGGGAGCGUCCCUGGGCAGCUUGUCCCUGGGUCGAGUCUCCAUCAUAGGCAUGUCCAUCGUUAACUUGCAACUGGCCGUAUCCAUAGCUCUUCGUUUCUCAGCCACUCGGCGGCAGUUUGGCCCAACACAGGAGGAGGAAAUACCGGUACUUGAGUAUCAAUUGCAGCAAUGGCGCUUGCUGCCUUACCUGGCGGCUGCCUACGCCUUAUACCACUUCUCCAAGUCACUCUUCCUGGACCUGGUGGAGCAGCAACAGGGCCUUCUGGGAGGAGACCGCAGUGCCAGGCAGGCAGAGCUUGGACAUGAGAUCCAUGCUCUGGCAUCAGCCGGCAAGCCACUGGCCUCGUGGACGGCCCAGCAAGGAAUUCAGGAAUGCCGGGAGGCAUGCGGAGGACACGGCUAUCUGGCCAUGAACCGACUAGGGGUCCUCAGAGAUGACAAUGACCCAAACUGCACGUACGAGGGUGACAACAACGUCCUGCUGCUUCAGACGAGCAACUACCUUCUGGGACUCCUGGCACGCCGGUUCCAAGGUGGAGCUCGCCUCCAGAGCCCUCUGAAGACGGUGGACUUUCUAGAAGCUUAUCCUGACAUCCUUGGCCAGAGGUUCACCGGAUCCAGCUUUGCUGACUGCUUGGACUCUGCAGUCCCCUUGGCAGCGUACAAGUGGUUGGUUUGUUACCUGCUCCGAGAAAGUUAUCAAAAAUUAAUUCAAGAGAAAAGAUCAGGAAGCAAUGACUUUGAAGCAAGGAACAACUGCCAGGCUGUUGAGGCUGAGAGAAAUGCCCGAGUCUGCUGCCGCGAGCCCCCCAUGCUGCACAGCCAGCGUCUGGACUUGGACAGCCUGGGGUUUGUUUUUGCCUGAAGUAUCCAUCACCUGUGAAAAUACGGAUAUCCCGGGGCAUUUGUGCACACCACACGGUGCACCCCACUUCCUCUCCUGGGCUGGUGUUUGCUGGGGAGGCUCAUGAUGGGGAGCCUGGUCUUGGGACCGAUGUGGGGAGGCUGAGGCCGGGCAUUCGGGCCCCCUGUCCAUGGUGUGCCGAGCUCACUGCUGCAAAGUGACAGCCAACCCUCAGCUCCACCAGGUCCAGGAAGUGCCUUGUCACGGUUCUAACUGGGGACAGUGACACAGCGUGGCUCCAGAGGGACAGUGGAAACGGUUCCGGAAGAUUCCCUGGAGCAGAGUCCCAGCCCACUGCCUGAUCUGUGGUGCAGCUUUUGGGGGCAGUGCAGCUCGGGUGCCGUGAGCACGCCUGGCCUGAGUGCACCGGCCAUAACCAGGACCUGGGCAUGCUUUGGCCGCGGGGAGGGGACUGUACCUGAGGCGUCCAUCCCCUGAGUCAGCACCGUGGGGACACUUGCUGCCCCAACCCUCCUUGGUUCAUGUUGUAGCCAGAUCUGCUGGUUGCAGUGACGGACUCCAUUCAGGUGACUGGCAGCUGUAUCUGGACAUUUCGCAGAACACAAAGCUGCGCCACACAUGCCAAAUCCCAGGGACUGGCAGAGCCACCAGCACGAGUGCUGCCCAAGGGCUGUGCAGGCGUUCACACCAGAGCCAUCUCGCCUGCUCCUCAGCAACACUGGGGGGUUCCCCCUCUGCAGAUGAAGACACUAAGGCUUGGGGACGUGAAGCCAUUUGCCCGCACACACACAUCUGCAAAGCCUGGUGGGUCUGGAAGCUGCUCUGCCUACCUCCAAGGACCAGGCCGUUAGCUGCCUCCAGCUGCUGGGUCUGUCUUCCAGAACCCAGUGGGACUCACAGUGCGUUUUUUGACAGCAGUGAGGUUCCAGGUGGGCUGCCUUCCCAGGCCUGCCACUAGCCUGUCUGACCCACGCCACAGCUGAAAUUGAAGAGUGUCACUGUUACAGAAAAACAAGAUGAAACAGCAUCAGUUUAAUACUGGGAAGUCCACGUGGGUGAAAAGAGGGAGAGGCUAGGGGGGUGCACAGAGUUUGGCCCCAGUUCUGAGAAUGGCCUCCUGCCUGUGCCCAGGCCCCCUGGGAUCGCCCUCACCCUGGGUUCAGAGGACAUGUGCAGCGAGAGGAGAGGUGUUCACAGUGUGGGAGCUUGUUCUGAGGGUGCUGGUGGGUUUGACAGCAUCAUUGUGCUCUAACGGACGCAGGAGCCAGCCUCCCUCGGUCCAGGCUGUUUCCCACCCAUUUCGUUGAAUGGGUUGAGGGAGGGUGGGGUGACCUGGGCAGCCGGUAGCGUGGUGCCCGGCCAGCAGCACCCCCGAUGGCAUGCGUUGUCGGCCUCCUGCCAGAGGCUCCUCGAGGCUCUGAGGGCCCCACCUCCACUCAGCAGAGCUCCAGGAAAUCUAGACGCUGCUCCUCUGGGGAUCUCUCCUGCAGUCUCCCCUCCCCCUGCCCCAGCACAAGUCCAGAUCCUGCCAAAACCGAGGGCAUGUGCACACCAUGCGUGAGCAGGAGCAGGGCUGAGCCAGGCUGCACCCAAGGUCCCAGCUGGCCCUUCUGCUAUUUGCACAGUAGGAAGCAGGACAGGAGCCUUCCUGGCACCAGUGGAUGGCCCGCCCUGUAGCAUGUGUGGCCCAGCAGGGGUCUUGGCCAGGACCAGUAAGGCUGGCAGCCAGCGCAGGGCAAAAAGCAUCUUCCCCCCAUCUGUUCUCCCGAGGCUCCUGGUCUCAGUGGGUAUCGCAGCCAGAGACCCUGUGUUGGCUCCUGAAGUCCAGGGCAGGCCUUGGAAAUUAGGCUCCUUCCCUGGUCACCUGCUUGAGUUUAGCGCCUCCUCCCUGGUGUGCUGCUGUGUACCCCACUUCGUUGCAAAAGGUUUGGGGGUAGCGUCAUGUGCCAGGCAGUUGGCCAGGGUCUCUCACGGCAGUUUGUCAUCUCCACUCCAUUCUUCACUUUGCUGGAUUAGUCUUUAAAUUUCAAAAGUGGUGUGUGCUCAUUCUAAUAAGAUAAGCAAUGCAUAUGUUGUUUUCCUAAUUUAAAAAAAUCUGGUAAGAUGAUAAAUUUGAGAUGAGAAAAGAAAAUGUAAUAAGUGAAGCUGAUAAUUGCCAGCGAUUGUUUUGGGUGUUGGUCAAAAAAGAAAAAGCUGGGAGUGAGAGGUUCUUAGUGAGUCCCUGCGCUGCCCACCCGGCCAGCACCAGGACUUGUGAUGCACACAGGGUUUCGCUGGGGCCUGUCCCACCUUGGCCCCUCUGUGGCCAUUCCCACGUGAGUGGGAGAGAGACUGUGGCUUUAGAAGCUUUGGAGGAGAGGCCUGUGGCCAUACCCUUGGACAGUGAGAAGUCACCAUCGGCCCGGCUCCUGGGACACUGGCACACUCCAGCAGCAGCAGUGUCCCCAGCCUGCCCCAGGGUCUGUGCACUCUAUGCUGGUGCCACCCCAAGUUCUAGACCGAACCAAGCUGAGUGCGGCCAUGGAGCAGCCUGAGGCCUCAGCACGUCAGGGCCCGAGCCUGCUCCCACCCUGGGUUCUCCUUGCACGGCCUUUUCCCUUGUGUUUUAGAAAAACAUUUCUCCUGCCAUGUCAUGUCCAUACGCUGCUUCACUUCACGUUACGGUCCUCCUCAGACGCGCACCAGAACACAGACCCAAGCGUGUGUCCCUGAAUUUCUUCCACUAUAAAGUCUGAAUUGCGGC